AUGUCUCGCGCUAUUGGUAUUGAUUUAGGUACAACAUACUCAUGUGUUGGUGUAUUUCAACAUGGUAAAGUUGAAAUUAUUGCUAAUGAUCAAGGUGAUCGAACAACACCCUCCUAUGUUGCAUUCACGGAUAGUGAACGUUUAAUAGGUGGUGCAGCUAAAAAUCAAGUAGCGAUGAAUCCAAUCAAUACAAUCUUUGAUGCAAAACGACUUAUUGGUCGUAAAUUUGACAAUUCAACUGUACAGUCCGAUAUGAAACACUGGCCAUUCAAAGUAAUUAAUGAUAGUGGAAAACCAAAAAUUCAAGUUCAAUAUAAAAAUGAAACAAAAUUAUUUACACCAGAAGAAAUCUCAUCAAUGGUUUUAACGAAAAUGAAAGAAACUGCAGAAACUUAUCUUGGUCAAAAAGUCUUGGAUGCUGUUGUUACUGUUCCAGCUUAUUUCAAUGAUGCACAACGACAAGCCACAAAAGAUGCUGGUACCAUUGCUGGUCUCAAUGUCUUACGUAUUAUAAAUGAGCCCACAGCAGCAGCAAUGGCUUAUGGUUUAGAUAAAAAAGCAUCCGGUGAAAAAAAUGUUCUUAUAUUUGAUUUGGGUGGUGGUACAUUUGAUGUAUCUAUACUCAUUAUUGAUAAUGGUGUUUUUGAAGUUAAAUCAACAGCUGGUAAUACACAUUUAGGUGGUGAAGAUUUUGAUAAUCGUAUGGUUACACAUUUUAUACAAGAAUUUAAAAGAACAACUAAGAAAGAUAUGUCACAAAAUGCACGUGCAAUUCGACGUUUACAUACGGCAUGUGAACGAGCUAAACGCACAUUAUCAGCAUUAUCUCAGACAACAAUUGAAAUUGAUUCACUUCAUGAAGGUCAUGAUUUUUAUGCAACAAUAACACGAGCUCGUUUUGAAGAACUGUGUGCUGAUCUAUUUCAUUCAACACCUGAACCCGUUGAACAAGCUUUACGUGAUGCUAAAAUGGAUAAAUCAAAUAUUAAUGAAAUAGUACUCGUCGGUGGUUCAACACGUAUUACAAAAGUUAAAAAAUUACUUCAAGAUUUUUUUCAUGGUAAAGAAUUGAAUAAUUCGGUUAAUCUCGAUGAAGCUGUAGCUUAUGGUGCAGCUGUUCAAGCAGCAAUUUUAAAAGGUGAUAAAUCCGAAGCCGUUUAA
Molecule: messenger RNA, 1161 nt
Organism: Adineta ricciae
Lineage: Eukaryota; Metazoa; Rotifera; Eurotatoria; Adinetida; Adinetidae
Source: the annotation of a GenBank genome assembly